AUGUGUCGCACUGUAGGACACAGUGCAGUCAACUGUGAAUCGUUCACUCAUAUCGGCGUGGCGAUCCGCCACGCUACCGCCCUCGAUAAACGCACCAAGCGCAAGUCCCGGCGUGGCACCAAGGGGGCCAAGAAGAAGGGAAGUUUGAGAAGAACCUUGGAAGAUACAUAUGUACAUGUUCUUUCGUCAACAUCCAUGGAUCCAUGGGGUCUGUGGUUGACUCUCGGCACGGCCCGCGAAGCUCCAUCCUUGAAGUCCCCACCUGGGUAG
Messenger RNA from Penicillium samsonianum, 270 nucleotides. RefSeq lists its product as uncharacterized. The record is from RefSeq and is a predicted model, not a curated record. Bases 1 to 270 code for a protein of 89 amino acids. NCBI's taxonomy places the organism in Eukaryota, Fungi, Ascomycota, Eurotiomycetes, Eurotiales, Aspergillaceae. The transcript has 3 exons.